GUCAUCAAGUCCAUUUAGUCCCACCUGCGGUGAUCUUCCAGAACAGUCUUCAAAAGUUUUCCCGGAGGGAGAACGUGAGGCUGGCCCGUGUCUGCUGCUGGACCACAGUAGAACAUCUUUUUCGAAGAAUGUAUAGGAGCCCGCUUUAUAUUGUUAUUUUUGGUUUGAUUUUGUCGUUCACAUCCACUGCUGUUGUUCCUCGGGCUGGCCUUGACUUGGGAGACAUUAGGACCCGGCGGGAAGUCAGUUGCAAAAAUGGGGAGUACCCAAACAACAACAUCUGCUGCUUAAACUGCCCAGCUGGUACCCAUUUGAAGUCAGCCUGCACUACGCCAGGUGAAAAGGGGCAGUGUGAGGAAUGUGCAGCUGAAACACACAUGGAACAUGCCAAUCACCUUGCCCAAUGUUUCACAUGCACACUGUGUCGUUCAGAUCAGGAAAUUGUCCGGUCUUGUAGCCACACUCAGAACACAGAAUGUCAGUGCAAAGAAGGAAGAUUUUGUGUACCUGAUCAACCAUGUGAGAUGUGCAAAAAGUGUUCAAGGUGUGGGAAGGAUGAAAAGGUUGUUCGAAACUGCACUGCUACUUCAAACACUGGGUGCAAGAAAAUCCCAUUGCAGUCUGUCUCUACCUCAGUGGACGCUGUCUUUAGUGUCUUCAUCGUGCUGCCCAUUUGUUUAGCAUUGGUUGGCAUUUGCUGGUAUAAGAGGAAACGGGCCGGAGGUUCUGAAGCAAACGAACUGAAAGCUGAGCAGAAUGUGCAGGAGAGGAAGAACGAAGAAACCCAAAGGCCGGGAUGCUCCAGUCUGAUCUUUUCUCAGUCACGGGUGAGAGUUCAAACCUCAGCCGCUAUGGAGGAUGAGUGUCAAGCGUUGUGUGAAAGCCGCAACAGCUCUGCCAGUAACUCCCAACAAAACCUAACCAGCCUACCCCCUGCCCGCCUUCCCGCCUCUGCCCACCAAGCCUGCCUGAUCGCCAGUCAACCCAAUUUGAGGGAGAAGGAGGAGCCUUUUCCAGAGCUGAUUCCUGCCAAUGGUGAAGAGUCUCUCAGGAAGUGCUUCCAGUAUUUUGAGGAAGUAGACCUCGAUUACUACAAGAGAUUCUUCCGUCAGCUUGGCCUGAACAGCAAUGUGAUCAAAAGCAAAGAUCAACUUCGCUACGAUGAGAAGAUUCACGAGUUGUUGAACAUCUGGUAUGAGAAAGAGGGCAAAGAUGCAAGUUUAAAUGACCUGCUGACAGCAUUACUUGAGUUUGAUCAAAGACGAACAGCUGAGAUUAUCAAGGAGAAAGCCUUAGGAAAUGGUCUUUACAUUUUAAAGAAGUAAUUAGAAGUUAUUCUCUGUAGUUACUUUGCAUACUCCUGAUUAGAUGACUGGAUGUGGUGUAUGGUUUUGUACAUGCAAUGGUAUGGUGACGAGAGGUACGUCUUCAAAGUCUUUGGAGACAUGCACUGUUGUAUUUUAUGCUGUACUGUAUGCUGAUCGGAAAUGCAGGAUCUCUGUGGUGGUUCAAAAACACUGAGCAACAGAACAAAUAUGCUUGGGGGGGAUGUACUUAAGAUGCAAUUUGAAUUCAAAUGUCUGUUGAAAGCAUUUCAGUUAACUAUCAAGUAUUUUGUUUAUUUUUUUACUGUGACAGUGGCUAAUUUGUUCCUUCAGAUUUCUCAGUAAUGUCUAUUGGCUGAGCAAGUGAACAUGUGUCAAGGUUAGUUGAUUUAUCACUGGAUUAGGAAAUGUUAUGCAAAAGUGUAGGAUUAUUUACAUAAUUUUUUUUUUUGCAUAUUUUGGAUAAGUCUGCAGUGUUUUACAGAGCAUGUCUUACGUUGUUUAUCGACCAAAAUGUACAGUAAGAUGUUUGCUGUGCAACGUUUUGCUUUAGUUACUUUUAGUUAUUGACAUAAUUGAUCAAAUGAAAUGCACUAUGGCUGUUUCACUAACAUAUACAGUAUGUCAGUUACUCCACCCACCCUAAAUGCUUACGCAAUCCUUUUUAAUGAAAGUGGCUAAAUGGAAUCCCUUUGGCAAACCUUCCCACAUGGAAAUCUUUUUGUGUUAACUUAUUGUCCGUUUGAGUUCUAAGCACAUUUUCACACUUCUGAAGGAGGGAAGUUUCUCAAUGGGCACUUUGCUAGUGUGAAGCUGCAUAAUGUAGAGUCAUUAAUGACUGCUGAUGCCUUUUAUCAUGCUUAAAAUGUUUAACAUGGUUGAGAGUAUUUAUUUUUUUUAAAGGGGGCUCUCAGUUUUAGGUUAAAAUGUUAAGUUAUAUGAUGCUGCUAUGAAUGUACAUGUACCUCUGGAGUUUGAAGAAAGUUAUGAAUUAUGCCACUUGUGAUGGUACAAACACAGGACUCAAUGUUGCAGCCACUUGAAAAUCUAUUUGAAGUCUGAUAUUUUUCAACAUUGGCUUGUAGACAUUCCAUAUUUAUAAAUCCUGUGGGGUCUGUUAAAGAUCUUUUCUUGAUGUGUGUUGAAGUACAACUGGAACAAUAAAAAUACUUCAUAAAAUUG
Molecule: messenger RNA, 2507 nt
Organism: Phyllopteryx taeniolatus (common seadragon)
Lineage: Eukaryota; Metazoa; Chordata; Actinopteri; Syngnathiformes; Syngnathidae
Gene: hdr
Product: hematopoietic death receptor
Exons: 10
Coding region: 129-1325 (398 amino acids)
Biological process (GO): positive regulation of apoptotic process; TRAIL-activated apoptotic signaling pathway
Cellular component (GO): plasma membrane; cell surface
Molecular function (GO): protein binding
Source: RefSeq, a predicted model, not a curated record